Drosophila takahashii is the source of this 1617-nucleotide messenger RNA. The record is from RefSeq and is a predicted model, not a curated record. Lineage: Eukaryota; Metazoa; Arthropoda; Insecta; Diptera; Drosophilidae.
AUGGAGCCGAAAACCACAAAGACUACCUCUGAGCCUGCAACUCAAAAGACAACAACCAUUAAAACUACAACAGAGUCAACAACUCAAAACACGACCACUGUAAAGACUACAAAACAGCCAACCACUGAAAAAACUACAACCCAGACGACAACAACUGAAAGGACUACUCCGGAACCUACCACAAAGAAGACAACAACAGAAAAAACUACGCAUGUGCCUACAACAAAAAGAACAACUACAAUAAGGACAUCCGCGGAACCAACAACGCAAAAGACAAGUACAGCCAAGACUACGAAAGAGCCAACAACACAAAAGACAACAACUGAAAGGACUACUCGUGAACCAACAACUCGGAGAACGACAACUGUUAAGACUACUGCAGAACCUACCACAAAGAAGACAAGAACAGAAAAAACUACCCAUGAGCCUACAACGAAAAGAACAACAACCAUUAGGACUACCGCGGAACCAACUACGCAAAAGACAAGUACAGCCAAGACUACGAAAGAGCCAACAACACAAAAGACAACAACUGAAAGGACUACUCGUGAACCAACAACUCGGAGAACGACAACUGUUAAGACUACUGCAGAACCUACGACAAAGAAGAUAACAACAGAAAAAACUACACAUGAGCCAACAACGAAAAGAACAACAACCAUUAGGACUACCGCAGAACCAACCACGCAAAAGACAAGUACAGCCAAGACUACGAAAGAGCCAACAACACAAAAGACAACAACUGAAAGGACUACUCGUGAACCAACAACUCGGAUAACGACAACUGUUAAGACUACUGCAGAACCUACCACAAAGAAGACAACAACAGAAAAAACUACACAUGAGCCAACAACGAAAAGAACAACAACCAUUAGGACUACCGCGGAACCAACUACGCAAAAGACAAGUACAGCCAAGACUACGAAAGAGCCAACAACACAAAAGACAACAACUGAAAGGACUACUCGGGAACCACCAACUCGGAGGACGACAACUCUCAAGACUACUCGUGAGCCAACGACUCGGAGGACAACAACUGUUAAGACUACUAUAGAACCUACGACAAAGAAGAAAAGUAAAACUACCCGCCACACAAGAACAACAACCCAGGACUACCGCGACCACUCGCAAAGACAAGUCGCAAGACUCGGCCAACAACCAAAGACAACUGUAAAGACUACUCGUGAGCCAACGACGCGGAGGACAACAACUGUUAGGACUACUGCAGAACCUACGACAAAGAGUACAAAAACUACCCAUGAGCCAACAACGAAAAGAACAACAACCAUUAGGACUACCGCGGAACCAACCACGCGAAAGACAAGUACAGCCAAGACUACGAAAGAGCCAACAACACAAAAGACAACAACUGAAAGGACUACUCGUGAACCAACAACUCGGAGACCGACAACUCUUAAGACAACAACAGAAAAGACUACCCAUGAGCCUACAACAAAAAGAACAACAACCAUCAGGACUACUGCGGAACCAACUACGCAAAAGACAACCUACAACAAAAAGAACAACAACCAUCGGGACUACCGCGGAACCAACUACGCAAAAGACAAGUACAGCCAAGACUACGAAAGAGCCAACAACACAAAAGACAACAACUGA